Heteronotia binoei (common prickly gecko) is the source of this 3294-nucleotide messenger RNA. RefSeq names its product protein tyrosine phosphatase non-receptor type 4 (gene PTPN4). The transcript has 26 exons. Gene Ontology annotation, molecular function: cytoskeletal protein binding; protein tyrosine phosphatase activity. NCBI's taxonomy places the organism in Eukaryota, Metazoa, Chordata, Lepidosauria, Squamata, Gekkonidae. The record is from RefSeq and is a predicted model, not a curated record. The coding region runs from base 85 to 2871 and encodes 928 amino acids. Gene Ontology annotation, biological process: protein dephosphorylation. Gene Ontology annotation, cellular component: cytoplasmic side of plasma membrane; cytoplasm; cytoskeleton.
UCCACUCACUGGCCUCGGGGGUCUGCUCUGCUAGCAUCCACUGGAAGGACGUGGCUGUUAUACGAAGACGCUGUGUGGACAGUAAUGACCGCACGUUUCCGAUUGCCUGCUGGCAGAACCUACAAUGUACGAGCAUCUGAGCUGGCACGAGAUAGACAGCAUACAGAGGUGGUCUGCAAUAUUCUACUCCUGGAUAACACUGUACAAGCAUUCAGAGUUAAUAAACACGAUCAGGGGCAAGUUCUGUUGGACAUAGUUUUCAAGCAUCUUGAUCUGACCGAGAGAGACUAUUUUGGUUUACAGUUGGCUGAUGAUUCUACUGACAACCCGAGAUGGCUGGAUCCAAAUAAGCCUAUCAGGAAACAGUUGAAGAGAGGAUCUCCUCACAGUUUAAACUUCAGAGUCAAGUUUUUUGUGAGUGAUCCUAAUAAGCUGCAAGAAGAAUACACACGGUACCAAUAUUUUUUGCAAAUUAAGCAAGACAUUCUCACUGGAAGUGUUCGAAUUGAGAUGUUACUAAACAUAUUUGGUUUUAAUUUUUUUUUAGCUGAACUGGGAGAUUACAACCUUUCGGAGAACUUCCCAGGCUACCUUUCAGACUACUCAUUCAUCCCUAGCCAGCCGCAAGACUUUGAAAAAGAAAUAUCCAAGCUACAUCAACAGCAUAUAGGCUUAUCUCCUGCUGAAGCAGAAUUUAGUUAUCUCAAUACAGCCCGAACCUUAGAACUCUAUGGUGUUGAAUUGCACUAUGCAAGGGAUCAAAGCAACAAUGAAAUUAUGAUUGGAGUGAUGUCAGGAGGCAUACUAAUUUAUAAGAACAGGGUACGAAUUAACACCUUUCUAUGGUUGAAGAUUGUAAAAAUUUCCUUUAAAUGCAAGCAGUUUUUUAUUCAACUUAGAAAAGAAUUGCAUGAAUCUAGAGAAACGUUACUGGGAUUCAACAUGGUGAAUUAUCGAGCGUGUAAGAAUCUAUGGAAAGCUUGUGUGGAACAUCACACUUUCUUCCGGUUAGACAGACCACUGCCACCUCAGAAGAACUUCUUUGCACAUUAUUUUACUUUGGGCUCAAAGUUCCGGUACUGUGGAAGAACGGAAGUUCAGUCUGUGCAGUAUGGUAAAGAAAAGGCAAAUAAGGACAGGGUAUUUGCCAGGUCCCCUAGUAAACCUCUGGCUCGCAAAUUGAUAAGUGAGAUGGACUGGGAGGUUGUCAGCAGGAAUUCAUUGUCUGAUGACAGGUUAGAAACUCAAAGCUUACCAUCACGCUCUCCACCUGGAACCCCUAAUCAUCGCAACUAUGCAUUUACUCAGGAAGGAAAUCGGCUACGGCCGUCUUCGGUUGGACAUCUGGUGGACCAUGUGGUCCAUGCUUCUCCAAGUGAGGUUUUUGCAAAUCACCGAUCUCCUUCUUCCACGCAGGCAAACAGCAUCAUUCUGGAAUCAUCACCAUCUCAAGAAACCCCUGUGGAUGGGCAGCCGCCUGCGCUGCCACCCAAGCAGUCUAAAAAGAACAGUUGGAACCAAAUUCAUUAUUCACUUUCGCAACAAGAAUUGGACAACCAUAUAAAUGAAACAUACGAUGAUUCGUCAUCUCCAGAAAAAUCUACGCCCAAUGGCGGGAUUCCUCAUGAUAAUCUUGUUCUGAUCAGAAUGAGGCCUGAUGAAAAUGGAAGAUUUGGUUUCAAUGUAAAGGGUGGAUAUGACCAGAAGAUGCCGGUUAUAGUGUCGAGAGUAGCUCCAGGAACACCAGCUGACAUUUGUGUUCCUCGUUUGAACGAAGGAGACCAGGUAGUGCUGAUCAAUGGCAGGGAUAUAUCAGAACACACCCAUGACCAAGUUGUCAUGUUUAUUAAAGCCAGCUGUGAGAGGCACUCGGGAGAACUUGUGCUUCUAGUCCGACCUAACGCUGUUUACGAUGUAGUAGAAGAGAAACUGGAGAGUGAACCUGACUUCCAGUACAUCCCCGAGAAGUCCCCGCUAGAUGGUAUCCACCAAGAUGAUAAUGCUCUGAGAGAAUCAAUGUUUCAGCUAGCUGAAGGGCUCAUCACUGGAACUGUCCUGGCUCAGUUUGAUCAACUUUAUAGGAAGAAGCCUGGGAUGACAAUGUCUUGUGCCAAAUUACCUCAAAACAUUUCCAAAAAUAGAUACAGAGACAUUUCGCCUUAUGAUGCUACACGGGUCAUUUUAAAGAGUAACGAUGAUUACAUUAAUGCAAACUAUAUAAAUAUGGAAAUCCCUUCUUCCAGUAUAAUAAACAAGUACAUUGCUUGCCAGGGUCCGUUACCCAACACCUGUCCUGAUUUUUGGCAGAUGACAUGGGAACAAGGGUCUUCGAUGGUUGUAAUGUUAACCACUCAAGUGGAACGGGGCAGAGUCAAAUGUCAUCAGUACUGGCCUGAGCCUGGAGGAAGUUCUGCAUAUGGGAAUUUCCAAAUCACCUGCCAUUCAGAAGAAGGAAAUCCCGCUUAUGUCUUCAGAGAGAUGACGCUAUCUAACUUGGAGAAAAACGAGCACCGUCCGCUCGCUCAGAUCCAAUACAUAGCAUGGCCUGAUCACGGGGUUCCUGAUGAUUCCAGUGAUUUCCUGGAUUUCGUGUGUCUCGUGCGGAAAAAAAGAACUGGUCGAGAAGAACCUGUUGUGGUCCACUGCAGUGCUGGCAUUGGACGAACAGGAGUUCUCAUCACUAUGGAAACAGCUAUGUGUCUCAUUGAGUGUAAUCAGCCUGUUUAUCCUUUGGAUAUUGUGAGAACCAUGAGAGAUCAAAGGGCCAUGAUGAUCCAAACUCCCAGCCAAUACAGAUUUGUUUGUGAAGCUAUUUUGAAAGUGUAUGAAGAAGGACUUGUUAGACCUUUAAUGCCGUCACUGCAUAAAUAGGAAACGAAAGAGACUUUUGGGAGAACUGGUAUAAGACCCUGGCUGCACUCGUGCCAUAACUCUGCUUGCAAGAAAUGGUGUCUGAAAACAAUGAAGAACUGAAAAGAACUUGGAAAAACUUCAGCACUGUUGCACUUUAUGUUGAAACAGAGAACAGUCUCUAAAACACUAUGUUUUUUUCUGUGCUGGAAGAUUCUCUUUGUUUUUUUGCUCUGAACAAACCACGGACUGAACGAACUCCCUGUCUUCAGGAUGACUUUUCCAGACUUUGGUGUAGUGCCAUAUAGUUCCUUUUGUUUGAACUGCUUCAAAAAAAGGGGGGAGGGGAGGGAAGGGGGGAGCUUGGAAUAGUUUCACUUUCUGUUUGACACCUGUGUCUUUUCAAAGCAACAAUACACACAAAGCCAUCUCUUCCGAUGCUAA